GUUUCAGCUCGAUAGAGAUUCCCGGCGGAGAUGGAACCCAGUCGCGGCGGCAGCAGGAAGAGGCCAGCCAGAAGCUCAAGAGCUCCGGCCAAAAUCCAAUCUCUCGACCACGACAUCCUCUGCAUCAUCUUCUCUUUUCUCGACUUCUUCGACCUCGCACGUUGUUCGGUCGUCUGUAAAACCUGGAGUGGUAUUAUCAACAAGUCCAAGUUGCUAGAAGCGCUCUACUACAAGAAGUGGCAGAUGGGUCUUGUGGGUGCUGAGAGUAGGUCUGGUGGGUGCCCUGAGAAAUCUUUGAAUGGUUAUUUGGAGGAGAUGGCUCUGCAGCAUCAUAGGGUGGCCUUAGAGCAAGGUCGGGUUCAUGUUGAUCACUGGAGAGCUCACUCUGUUGGGGUUGAUCAGUGCCGAAAAAAGAUGGGUUUGCUUCUUACUGGCAUUGGUGAUAAGGUUAUGCGCCUUUGGUCAUUGGAAAGCUAUAAAUGUGUGGGAGAAUAUCCCAUUCCAGACAAGGUCCCUUUAGUUGACUUUGAUUUUGAUGAAAGCAAGAUUGUUGGUUUGGUCGGCAGUCGUAUAUGCAUAUGGAGGCGGAAUGGGAUAAGAAGUAUAUUUCCCUCACGUGAGGGCACCUUUCCAAAGGGCUUAUGCAUGCGUUACUGUGAUCCUGAUGCUGUGGUUGGAUGUGUUGACGGGACAGCUCGAAUUUUUGACAUGUACAGUCAACGAUGUUCCCAAAUUGUGAAAAUGCAUGCCGGUCCAGUGACGUGCUUAUGUUUGAGUGAGGAUCAAUUGAUACUUAGCGGUUCUUCUCUUGGCAGUAUCAGUGUGUACGGAGUUUUAUCUGAUCAGCGGGUUGCAGAAUUAAGAUCGACACAUUCCACAGGCAUAAGGACUUUGUGUUUCAACCCCUCAUCACACCUGCUGUUCGCUGGAUCAACUUCUGGAUACGUAGAUUGUUGGGACAUUAGGACAUGGAGAAGUUUGUGGGAGACACGGGUGAGUCCAAAUGUGGUAUAUUCAAUGCAACACCUGAGAAAUGAUACGUCAAGCUUGGUUGUUGGUGGAAUAGAUGGUGUGCUACGUAUACUGAAUCAGAACACAGGUGAAGUAGUUUCAAGGUUUGUUUUGGAAGGCAACUUAUUAUCAAGUUCAAGUUCAAGUUCUCAUCAACACGUAGUUGGAAGUGGAACUGUCCAAAGAAUGAUAGGACGGAGGCUUUCACAAAAUGCUUCAAUUGACAGCAUUCCUAGAAGCAGUCGACCUCCCAUCACUUGCUUGGCGGUCUGGAUGAAGAAGGUUAUCACCACACACAAUAAUAAGUACAUCAGAACGUGGAAGUUCAACUAACCGAGAGAGGGUACUCUUUUUGUUAGCAUCUCAAAAUUCUGCAGCUUAAACUCAAGCACUGGGAGAAAAAUGAUUUUACCAGUUUGGUGCCCAACACCUGGGGUUAGUGGGUUGUUCACUUUCCUCCCUUCAAACACCAGGCAUUCUUGGUUAGAUGCUUAAUAUGCAAUCUGUUUUAGAGAUUCAACGAUGUAAAACCAUACAUUUUGAAAAAAAAAAAUUACGAUGUUUUAUAAAAAUACCAUGCCUUCAUUAU
This is a messenger RNA of Fragaria vesca subsp. vesca, 1600 nucleotides long. Its product is annotated as F-box/WD-40 repeat-containing protein At3g52030-like. Lineage: Eukaryota; Viridiplantae; Streptophyta; Magnoliopsida; Rosales; Rosaceae. The transcript is spliced from 9 exons. Gene Ontology annotation, molecular function: protein binding. Bases 31 to 1344 code for a protein of 437 amino acids. The record is from RefSeq and is a predicted model, not a curated record.